UGAACCCAGAGGCUCCCCGGCUCCCCGCACGCAACGUCGAGCUCUUCGACGCAGGCGGCGCCGUUAUCGCCGGGUUCUGGCAAUACGGCACCCUCACCUGGGAAGACUUCUACGCCUACCUGGCCCUCUUCAUCGUCACCGCCUCGCCUCAGUGGUCUGUUUUCCAAUACAAUAUUGACGACGCCGUGCAGAGGGAAAGGCACCGUGGGCCACCGUGUCCGUGUCCCGGGUCCACCGCUGUGACGUCGCAGAUCGUACAGCCGGGAGAGUUUUGGGUUCGCGUAGGCCUUGUAGCCACCCCUGUCCGCCCGCGCGUCCCUACGCGUUCCAACACCCCCUCUUCUCCCCUCAUCAAUGAACACGACUACCGCUCCCGUACACUCGCCCGAGACGGCAAAUGCCUCAUCACCGGUCUCCACCUCUCCUCCAGCCGUCUGCAGGUCGCACACAUAUUUCCGCGCGCACAUGAGACCGAGGAAAGGCUACCCGUCAAAAUCACCGACCCUGGCCCCUCCUCCUUAGCCUGUAUGGGAGGGCCGAGCAAGAUAGACUCGGUGCAGAACGCCCUCACUCUCCGCUCUGACCUCCACUCCGCCUGGGCCAACUACGAGUUUGGUGUCGAUCCAAAUGACAACCACCGCAUAACCUCAUUCACCAACGGCAACGCCGACAUCCACGGGCUGCACCUCCACCUAUCACACAUCUCCGACGCUACCCUCCGCCCGCUCGACGACCUCCUCCUCGACCACUUUACGCAGGGCAUCCUCAAGUAUAUGCGGGGGCGCGGUCCCUAUCCCAAUCUCUGUCCCGGUGGUGCUGGUGUUGGUGGUGCUGGAGGAGGACCUGGUGGUGGUAGUGAAGGCGAAUGGACAUACGACGACUAUGAGGACGUCUUCGAGGGAUACAACGGCCUGGCGAACCCGAAAGUUUGGGAAACGAGAGAAGGGAAGGAGGGGUUUGAGCUUGUGCUCGCGGACCGGUUGCAUGCGCUGAGGGUGGCGCAGGAGGGGCAGGAGGAGGAGGAGGGGGAGAAGCAGGAUGAGACGACGACGAAGGUGUAGU
Molecule: messenger RNA, 1062 nt
Organism: Cyclocybe aegerita
Lineage: Eukaryota; Fungi; Basidiomycota; Agaricomycetes; Agaricales; Hemipholiotaceae
Source: the annotation of a GenBank genome assembly